Messenger RNA from Didymodactylos carnosus, 2777 nucleotides. The record is from the annotation of a GenBank genome assembly. Lineage: Eukaryota; Metazoa; Rotifera; Eurotatoria; Philodinida; Philodinidae.
AUGGAUAUUCGUACAUACUCUAAACUGAGUAUGAUAGCUUCCGAGUUAUGGAAUUCCAAAGUACCAGAUAACAACGAUGAGUCAGAAGAUUUGAGUACAUUAGAUGAAGAAGCUGAUCAACAGUUUACACGCCAUGUAAGUAACGGAUAUCUAAGAAAUUACGUAGGUUGUAUUGUUCACAUACAUACAAAGUAACUUGCUAAUCAAAAUAAUAGAACAGGAGUUUCAGAAAACUAAACAAAUAAAUUUAAAUGGCAAGAUUUAGACGGAAAAACUUGCCACACGAAAUACAAACGUAUGCUGCACUUUGACUUUAUUCAUUUUUGACUCAUGCAAAAAGAAAAUGAACUCUUGGCUGGUCCAACAGAUAUAAGCAACGCAGUAGGGACUUUGCACAGAGUAAGGAAUUAGAAUUCUAACUAGGCAUGCCCGGUUAUAACCGAUAAAUUUCAUCUUUUUUUCUGUAAUGGAUUGUGUGAAAAGUAAGCCUUCACGGAGAUUCUUUUGAAAUAUACAAACGGGAAAAGACGACGAAUUUGAUAGUGAAUAGUAUAAACCAGAGAGAUAAAUUCGAACAGGAAGUGCUCGACGGAGAAACUGAUUUAUAUAAUCUUCUGUUCUGUUAAUCUAAGUUUAUUUUAAUCCACCAUCACAGUGUACCUAUACUUUUAGUCGUCUUCGUUUAACCUUCUCAUAAGGCUCACGCUUAAACGACUAUAUAGAAGAAACUGAAAACAGACUGUGUAUAACGCUGUCACACUAUGUCUUGCAGUCAAAAAAAUGCGUACUUCUCGAUAAGUAAGCUCUAAAAGUGGCAGUGUCCAAAAAUUGAUUUUGAACAAAAAGUGUUAGAGUCGCAGAUCAGUCUAUCCACGUAACGGUCCAGUUUCCCAUAAGUCAGUCAAGUUUUGUCAAGAUUAUAGUUCUGCGAGAAAAGCUCUUACAGAGCUCGGAGGCGUCUCAUUUUGGAGAACAAAUAUUUUCUUUAAAAUGGUAAUUAAGUGAACGCUACAGGCUCUACGAGUAUAUACUCGUACUCACGUAUACUCGAGUACAAAAUUCCUAGUAUUCGUACUCGAGACUUUUUUUAACAAGUAUUCCAAAAAAUACUCGAGUACUUUUCAAAAAACUGAUGAUCUUUGUUUUACUAUUUACAUAUCAAAAAAUCGAUUUUUUCGGAAUCACCGGCUUCUUAUACUCGAAUACUUUUCACAAAAUACUCCUACUCGAUCCUCAGUACUCGUACUCGUACUCAGAAGUCCGUGUACUCGCCCAUCUCUGUUUGAAUCUAUGAACUGUCUCCUGCAUAUAGGAUAUGAAAACGUAUUUCAUCGAUAAUACUACUUUAGUUAAUUAGUAGUUUAAUGUAUAAUAGUGGGAACAGUUGCUACUAUCGGAGCCAAAAUACAAGAGCAGUGGCUAUUUUUUGAAUAACUCAGCACCAAAUAAAGAUAGAGGCUUGCAAUUUUCACUAUUCGAUAGCCAAAACUUGAGAUGAUCUUUCUACAAGCAGAAGGGAUUUUUGGAAAAUUUUUCGAAGCCGGAUUUCCGGAAGAUCUUUGGAAAACUAGCUUUGAUUUUUCGAAAUUCAAAUAGAAAUUUAUUGACUUUUUUUGGCGGGGCAUAUGUAGUUCGCAGUGUCCUCCACAAAAUCGAGUCUAAGCAACAUCUCGAAAACCUAUUUUUUCUGGAGCCUUACCACUCCCCUGCUGUUAGGUUUGGGACUGUCAGAAAUGAAUGAAAACAUAGGCUAUCGACUAUACUAAAUCUCGUGGCAAUGCUGGUUUUCACAAAAAAGUGCAACAACCGAGUGAAAACCUGUACUAUGUGAAAUAAUCCGUUUUUGAUUAUUUUCAUCAACAAUUAGAUAAUUCAUAACUCAGUCAAAAUCCAUCUGAACUACGUCAGAAUGUCAGCAAAUACUCUAUUUUAUCUGCAGCAUAUCAUACCGUAAAGCUCAAUAAAUGUUGAAAAAAUCAACAGAAAAUACUUUGGUUUCUAGAAAGGUUUCCGAGAAACCUUCGGAACUAAAAGAAUAUUUUUCUUGUUUUUACGUAUAGAAUUAGAAUGAACGGCUAAAAUAGAGUAUUUGCUGACAUUCUGAAGUAGGCUGGAUGGAUUUCGACUGAAUUAUGCAUUACUUAAUUUUUGAUGAAAAUAAUUAAAAAUGGAUCAUUUCACCUAGUAUUUACCCACUGCUCUGGCAUUUUGGCUCCGAUAGUAGUACUUUGAGGUCCGAUUCUUAAAACAAAGCAGGUUUCGACCUGACUAAGCAUACCAGCCAAAAACCAUAAGUCAGUUACGUUUUGUUAAGAUUAUCGUUCUGUGAGAAAAGCUCUUACAGAGCUCGGAGGUGUCUCAUUUUGAAGUACAAACAUUUAUCUUUAAAAUGGUAGUUAAGCAAACGUGAAUAACUGAAUCAAUUUUCAAGAUAGAAUUUUCGAAUCAGAUGCCACAUCUUUCGAAUAAGAUGUUCAGUUUACAGUUUGUAUAUGACCGCGAUGCUAACUAUAAGAUAAGAUAAGAUAAGAUUUAUUUUUAUUAAAGAGCAGGAUAUCACAAAAAAAAGAAACAAAAUCUUGUGGCAUCCGUGGAUACCCUGUGAUAACCUAAAACUAAAAAUUUAAAACUAUAAAUAUGUAAACAAAAUAACAUUAUUAAAAGCCUGAGUAACCUCGCAGGAUAUUUUUAAAUGUGGCUAAAGAAGUUUGAGAGGCUAAAACAGAAGGUAGUUCAUUCCAAUCUUUUGAGGUUCGCGGAAGAAAAGAGCUAGAUGC